ACAACACCGCAAAGAACAAGCAAACAUGGCCGACGAUGGCAUGCUCCUCAACUUCUCCAUACCGGAGGGUGGUAUCAUCGCGAAACCUAGCAUAAAAGGCGGCUCGUGGAAAACUCGCCUCACCGCGAAGAAAGCGGCGCAGAACUGGCACACCAAGGCUACAGCAAGACUCAACGGCGAGGUGGUGCCUAAGAAAGUACAGGAGAGCAAGGGCACAGAUGUGAACCGCACAGAGCUGGGAUCGCGGACAAGACGAGUGUCGAAGAGUCCAGAGCCUACAAAUCAUGGCGAACGGCCCGUGAAGAGGGCGCGUGUGAGCGGAGACUUCAAGCUGAGAGACUCAGAGAAGCCCACACAGAGCGAUUUCAGACCGCAGGCGAAGACUAGCGCACCAAAGCAGUUCCAGGAGAGGUACGAGGCGCCGAAGAAGGGCAACAAGCAGGUCAUCUCGUCGCUGUUCACCUACAACCCCACCUCGACGACCAAAUCACAACCCGCCGAGCGAACCACACACGACGAUGCGCCAAUCGAGCCCUCGAAUGCGCCACUUAGCAGCGAGAUGGAGACGUUUACCUCGCUCGGCAUAUCACCGACACUGGCAACGCACAUGCUGAACAAGAUGGGCAUGAAGGCACCGACUGCUAUUCAGAAGGCUGCAAUCGCACAGCUGGUCAAGGACGACUCAGACGCAUUCAUCCAAGCCGAGACUGGUUCUGGAAAGACGUUAGCAUAUCUGCUGCCCAUCGUACAAAGAUUGAUGGAGCUGUCGGCGAACAUGAAGAAGCGGAAGGACACUGGCGAUGAAGCUGUGCAGAGAAGCUCGGGGCUGUUCGCUGUGAUCCUGGCGCCGACUCGAGAACUGAGCAAGCAGAUUGCACUCGUGCUUGAGAAGUUGUUAGGAUGCGCGCACUGGCUCGUAGCUACCACAGUCAUUGGUGGAGAGAAGAAGAAGUCGGAGAAGGCGCGGUUACGGAAGGGUAUCAACAUCCUGGUCGCCACACCCGGACGAUUGGUCGAUCACCUCGAACACACGGAAGCUCUAGACGUGAGCAAUGUAAGAUGGCUGGUGCUGGAUGAGGGCGAUCGCAUGAUGGAACUGGGAUUCGAGCAGGACAUGCAGAAAAUCAUUGGACAGCUCAACUUGCGCAUGCGCGCACACAAGGAGGGCAGAACUGCCAUACCCGGACUACCGGACAAGCGAACGACCGUCCUCUGUUCCGCAACAAUGAAGAUGGAUGUCGAGCGAUUGGGGCAGAUCAGUCUGAAGGAUGCGGUCCACAUCAAGGCAGACCCGGCUGACCGAGACGAGAACGCAGCUGAAGAGCGGGAAGACUCCGGCUUCUAUGCGCCAGCACAGCUGAAGCAGUCGUACGCCGUCGUGGCGCCCAAGCUGCGCCUGGUGUCUCUACUGGCUUACCUGAAGCGUACGUUCGCACGGAAAGGUUCAGUCAUGAAGGCCAUUGUCUUCAUAUCCUGCGCCGACUCGGUCGACUUCCAUUUCGACCUGCUGACAAAUCUCGCUGUUGAUAAGCCGGAAGGCAAGAAAGAAGAACCCACAGAUGAUGCCGAUGCAACAGAGAAGAAGGAGGGUGACAAGAAGAAAGGUGUUCCACAGUCCGAUCCCACAAAACUCGCUGUCACCCACGCCGAAUCUCCUAUCCUCUCGCCCAAGACCCACUCCGUAACAGCCUACCGCCUCCACGGCUCUCUCCAACAAUCCCUCCGAACGUCCACCCUUGCGCACUUCGCAAAGAACACCGAAGCCUCCGUUCUUAUCGCCACCGACGUCGCAUCCCGUGGUCUCGAUCUCCCCAACGUCGACCUCGUUAUCGAAUUCGACCCAGCCUUCGCCCGCUCUGACCAUCUGCACCGUAUCGGCCGAACUGCGCGUGCCGGUCGCGACGGCCGCGCCUGCAUCUUCCUGCAACCCGGGUGCGAAGAAGGUUACGUCGACAUAUUGAAAUCCGACCGCAAGGACGGCGAAGUGGGCGUGCACCUUCUCCGUCAAGAUGCCGACGACAUUUUGAACAAGGGGCUCGUUACCACUGGUAUUGUCGAAAAGGGCGCGUACAUGGAAAAGGCUACGGACCUGCAACUCGCAGUUGAGCGCUGGGCGCUCGCGGACCCCAAGCGCCUCGAGGCUGCCCGACGAGCGUACCAGAGUCACAUCCGCGCGUACGCUACACAUGUCGCUGACGAGCGUAUUUACUUCGACAUCAAGAGUCUGCACCUCGGUCAUCUUGCCAAAGCCUUUGCACUCCGCGAGAGACCGAGCGGUAUGAAGGUUCCAGGCCUGCGCACGGGUGCCGGCCGCGAGGACAAGAGGCCUGCGAAGGUGCGUGGUGCGCCAAAGGUGGAUGGCGCGUCGAGGAAGGCGGAUAAGGUGCCGCCGAAGAAGGGCGUCCAGGACCUGGACUUGCCGCUGGGUGCGGACGAGGAGGAGAGUGCCAAGAUGAGGAAGGCGGUGCGCGCCAAGGAGAAGUUCAUGAGGCAUGCUGGUAUGGCGAGCGAGUUCAACUUGGGUUAGACAGGGCGAAGACGGGGUCGGCGUUGCUUUGGAGUUACGGGGCCAGUGUCCCGUAUUUUGUAGAAGUGUGGCUAGACAUGACAGCGAAUUUAUUGUUCGAACACCUCCC
Messenger RNA from Didymella exigua CBS 183.55, 2636 nucleotides. RefSeq names its product ATP-dependent RNA helicase DBP7. Gene Ontology annotation, molecular function: RNA helicase activity; nucleic acid binding; ATP binding. The record is from RefSeq and is a predicted model, not a curated record. Bases 26 to 2527 code for a protein of 833 amino acids. The transcript has a single exon. Gene Ontology annotation, cellular component: nucleus. NCBI's taxonomy places the organism in Eukaryota, Fungi, Ascomycota, Dothideomycetes, Pleosporales, Didymellaceae. Gene Ontology annotation, biological process: ribosome biogenesis.